AGGAUGACAUUCUCUUCAUAGCAGCCUUCUUUCAGGAAGCAUCACACGCCCUCCAGGUCUAACACAUCGAGUGACUUUGGAGGCUCGGGGAGCGAAACAUUUUGUCCAGGAGGACAAAGUUUUAAUGUUGGUUAAGAGGUGAACAGAGUCAGGUGAGGCUUCUUUUCAAGGACUUGGACCGCUGCUCAUUCAAGUGCAUUUAGCGUUCAACCAGUCGAUGCAAGGACGCAGUCCCUGGUCAACUUUGGUCUAUCACCGCUUCAGCUGACCCAUGGAGGACAGAAAUGACAGUCCCGCGGCUGUGAGGGUGGAGGAGCAUUCUCGCGGUGUCGUUCUGACUUACUUCCAGGGGGACAUCAACACCAUGGUGGACGCUCACUUCACCCGCGCCCUCGGCAACGUCAGCAGGUCCAAGGCCCCCGCCGCCAGGACAAAGAAAACCCGUAAAAUUAUUAAACUGGAGGAAUCCAGCGCCUGUCAGGCCAGCGCUGUGGACUGCUACUCGCAGCCAGAGGUCCCUCCUCCUGAGCGUCUCCUGAACUUCAGUCCCGCGGAGGACGCUCUCGGCUCGUGGCACUCGUUCAACGGCAGGUCGGCGGACGGCCCCGGGCUGCAGUCCCUCGCCUACCCCCUGUCCCCCGGUGGAUUGAGUCUCACCGGGCAACAAUACGCCACAUCUCUGCUCAACCUGCUGCAUAAUGAAAGGGGGGACAUCGGGCCCAGCAUGGCCUCCGGCUCCAAGCCAGAACUGCAUCCCAGCUGGCCGAUGCCUCAAGGGUUCAGAGACUCUGUAGACCCCGCCGCGGGCUUUGAACCUGGACGACGCCUGGAAAAGAAGGACUUGUACUGGUACUGAAGGCGAGAGCAGGCCGGUGCAGCCGGCUUCAACCGCACCACAUACUUGUGGCUCUGCGAAACCACCCGGCUCUCCGUUCAGCCGCCUGAGGGAUUCUCGUCGAGCAGGCCUGGCUGAGUGUCAGCUGAGACGACGCGCAAAAGAAACACUGCAGCGCCUCCAUUCCUCCGCUGAAUGAAACGGCCUCGGCACGUCAGCAUGUACCAACUGGAGCAACGACACACUCCGACAAACCUGUUCUUCCAGUCUACUACUUCCACUUCGAAAUCACUCAAAUCUGAAGAAGAUUUGCACCGGAUUAAUUCUCUUAGUUGCCCUAUAGAGGUAAAUAGACCAGUGUUGUUAUUGUUUUUAUUGAAUAUUGAUGUCAGUAUGUACGGUUCAACUAUAUAAGUCUAUGUUUCUAUGAGAAUUUUUUUUUUCAAACCAACAAACAGAUGAAGGACAUUGUUGUUGAUGACUUAAUGGCGCUGGUGCCAUGCAGUGUAGAAAGAAACAGAAACAUGUCAAACACGUCUAUGUUGAACACAGGUGGAUAUUUAAUGUAUUCAAAACGUGAAAGACCUCUGAAAUAAAAGUAAGAGUAUCGAAAAACAUACUUUGUAAAGUAAUCCAAAUGAUCAUACACACAAAUUGAGCAAUACCGAUGUUCACACUUUUUUUUCAUACAAAUACAAUAAACACAUGAUCAGCGGUAGUAAGAACAACUAAGUAACUUUUCUCAUGUAGACCUGUUGAAUUUAAGUACUUGACAUUUCCAUUUACUUGUCUUCAUUUCAGCGGGAAAUACUGUACUCUGUUCUUACCGAGAAUUUAUCUUUUCUUACAACAACUCACUAGUUACAAUUGGCUACUACAAAAUGAAGGUAAUUAAGAUUAAGUUAUCAGUUUCAUAUUAAUGUAACAAUAAGUAUAUGUAUUUGGUAGAAAUACUGACAGGUUCCAUUGUGUAUAAUUAUAACUUUUACUUUUAAAACUUUAAGUACUCUUUGUUGCCACUACAUCUGAACUUCAGAUGGAGUUUUAUUUGUAAUGGAGUAUGUUUAUAGUGUGGUAUUACUACUUCCACCUUGUAAAUUAUAUUAAUUCCUUCCACCUCAACAUACAAUGUAUAUUUGCCUGUAGUUAUUGAUAUUGUUGAAACUCAAGGUGUCCAAUAUUGAAUAAAUGAGACAUUACGGAAGGAUCAUGUGUACAUACUGAACAUUCUGUUUGUCUUGACUGGAUGAUGAAACAUGGGAAUAUGAAAUAAAAUAAUCUUUGGGAAAAA
Messenger RNA from Gasterosteus aculeatus aculeatus (three-spined stickleback), 2126 nucleotides. RefSeq names its product vestigial like family member 1 (gene vgll1l). Gene Ontology annotation, biological process: regulation of DNA-templated transcription. NCBI's taxonomy places the organism in Eukaryota, Metazoa, Chordata, Actinopteri, Perciformes, Gasterosteidae. Gene Ontology annotation, cellular component: nucleus. The record is from RefSeq and is a predicted model, not a curated record.